Messenger RNA from Rubroshorea leprosula, 831 nucleotides. NCBI's taxonomy places the organism in Eukaryota, Viridiplantae, Streptophyta, Magnoliopsida, Malvales, Dipterocarpaceae. The record is from the annotation of a GenBank genome assembly.
UUAAAGUAAGUCGGACAGCUCCUUUCUCCGUUCCUUUCUCGUUUUUACUCAGAGUAGACCAAAACCCAGCGCUUGUCUGAAGAGAAAAUCUAGCAAAUGUCUGGUGCAACUGCUAGGGUUUUCCGAGGUUGCAGGGCGCUGUUGGCCCCGGCACCUGCUGCCAGGUCCUCAUCUGCCGGCGCUGCUGCUGCUGCUGCUACCACAAAAUCGCCUUCGAAAUCGACUCAGAAGCCGAAGACAGCUAGUCUCCGGAAGCCUAAAUCGCCCCCUCGAACCAUGGUCCGACCCACCGGCAUUCUCAAGGUCGCUCCUGUUUCCCCUGCCUUGGGCGCGUUUCUUGGAGCCAAUGAAGCCUCUCGUAGUGAUGCAGUCAAGCAGAUCUGGUCCUACAUCAAGACCCACAACCUCCAGAACCCAAGGGACAAGAGGGAGAUCUUUUGUGAUGAGAAGCUUAAGGCCCUUUUUGGUGGAAAGGAGAAGGUUGGUUUCUUGGAGAUUGGAAAGUUGCUAGCCCAGCAUUUUGUAAAGACUAAUUGACUGCUUGUUUUCAAAAAUCCAGUUUCGGUUGUCCAACCUCUAUUGAACAAAGCUCUUUUAAAUUCCAUCUAUCUUGCAUCCCUUAUGAUGUAUCCCAAUGAAUAGCUUUUGUUUUAAGAGCAGAACUCCUAGGGUUGAGUUUGCAACUUAACAGGUUUCUAGCUGGACAUGUUGUAAAAAUUUGGUAGGAAGAAGAUGAUUAGCUUUCUUAUUUGCUUUGUGAUUUGAAGUUCACUGUUGGUGAUAUCUGUGCUGCUUCGACUGACCGGUAAUAUACGGUGGGGAACAGUGGUU